GCUGUGCGCACUUGAGGAGUCGCGGGUUCCAUUUUAACCAACAACAUUUCUCUCCAACCUGUUCCGUCUUGUUUCCUCCUCCUCCUCCCUUUCAUCCCUCUCAACCACGCCUCUGAAUAAGCUCCCUAUUCACCUCAUCACCUCUUAUUCCUCUUACUUAGACAUUAGAGGUGCAGUUCGGCAAGAAGUAUUCAACUGCCGGCUUUCAUCCUUCCCUCCUCAUUCCUUCCACAUUUUGAAUACAAGGGACAUCAAUCUAUCCAGCUGAGCACUCCUACUGAGCGUGAGAUAUUGAUACAUCAUGGCUCCUCAAGAAUUGCGAUACGAGGGUCAGACAGUCGUCGUCACUGGCGCUGGCGGAGGACUCGGUCGCGAAUAUGCGGUCUUCUUCGGUAGCCGCGGCGCAAAUGUCGUCGUGAACGACCUUGGAGGAAGCUUCAAAGGCGAGGGUAAAGGUUCACAGGCUGCCGAUGCCGUCGUCAACGAGAUCCGAUCCGCUGGCGGAAAAGCCGUUGCCAACUACGACUCUGUGGAGAAUGGCGCGUCCAUCAUUAAGACUGCUAUCGACAAUUUCGGCCGCAUCGACAUUCUCAUCAACAACGCUGGUAUCCUUCGAGAUGUCAGCUUUAAGAACAUGAAGCAGCAGGAUUGGGAUUUGAUCUACAAAGUACAUAUUUAUGGCGCAUGGAGCUGCACACGAGCUGCGUGGCCCUACUUCAGGAAACAGAAGUACGGACGAGUGAUCAACACCGCGUCGGCAGCUGGCCUGUUUGGCUCCUUCGGACAAACAAAUUACUCUGCUGCCAAAUUGGCUCUUGUUGGCUUCACAGAGACUCUCGCCAAGGAGGGUUUCAAGUACAACAUCUUUGCCAACAUCAUCGCUCCCAUCGCCGCUAGCAGAAUGACCGAGACCGUCAUGCCCCCAGAUGUGCUCGAGAAUCUGAAGCCAAAAUGGAUCGUUCCUCUCGUUGCUGUCCUCACCCACAAGUCUAACACUGAGACUGGCUCCAUUUACGAAGUAGGCGGUGGCCACAUAGCCAAGAUCAGGUGGGAGCGAGCUAAGGGUGCGUUCUUGAAGCCCGAUGACUCGCUCACACCUGGUGCCCUCGCCGCAAAGUGGAAAGACGUUGUCAAUUUCGCCGAAGCGGAGCACCCUCAAGGCCCUGCCAAUGCGUUGGAGAUCCUCGAGACAGCCCAGAAGCUUCCACCAAGCCCACCAGCAGAAAACCCCGACUUCAAAGGCAAGGUGGUGCUUAUCACUGGUGCUGGUGCUGGUCUUGGUCGUGCGUAUGCUCUGCUCUUCUCCAAGCUUGGCGCAAAGAUUGUCGUUAACGACCUCGUCAACCCCGACGCCGUCGUCCAGGAGAUUCAGAAGUUGGGCGGAGAAGCUGUUGGCAACAAGGCCAACGUCGUCGAUGGCGAGGCCGUCGUCAAGGGCGCAAUCGAUGCCUAUGGUCGUAUUGACGUAUUGAUCAACAACGCUGGCAUUCUCCGUGACAAGGCGUUCGCCAACAUGACCGAGGACCAGUGGGAGAUCAUCCACCAAGUCCAUCUCUACGGUACCUACGCGGUCACAAAGGCUGCCUGGCCAUACUUUUUGAAACAGAAGUACGGACGUGUUCUUAACACCACGUCUACCAGUGGUAUCUACGGAAACUUCGGACAGGCCAACUAUGCGUCUGCAAAGCUGGGCAUCCUUGGUUUCUCCAGGUCUCUCGCUCUUGAGGGCAAGAAGUACAACAUUUUUGUUAACACUCUUGCACCCAACGCAGGUACACAAUUGACUCGCACGAUCAUGCCCGAGGAAGUUGUUCAGGCCUUGAAGCCUGAUUAUGUUGCUCCUCUUGUCGUUCUCCUUUGCUCAGACAAGGCCCCUGAGCCAACUGGUGGUUUGUACGAGUGCGGACAGGGCUGGGCUGCUGCUACCAGGUGGCAACGAACUGGCGGCCAUGGCUUCCCAGUCGAUGUCACGCUCACUCCCGAGGCUGUGUUGGAGCAAUGGGAGAAGAUCAACAACUUCGACGACGGACGUGCCGAUCAUCCUCAUGACAAUGCUAGCGGUCUAGAACGCAUUAUGGCCAACAUGGAGAACAAGAGCAAGGGCGGCAAGAAGGCCAAGUCUGAUGGUGACGACUAUUUGUCCGCUAUCGAGACCGCCAAAGCUGCCAAAGCCGAGGGAACACCGUUUAAUUAUGACGAGAAGGAUGUCAUUCUUUACAAUCUUGGAGUUGGUGCCAAACGUACUGAUCUACCAUUCGUGUAUGAGAACAACGACAACUUCCAGGUCCUUCCCACUUUCGGUGUUAUCCCUCCUUUCAACGCCGUAGCACCCUUCUCAUUCAGCGACAUUGUACCUAAUUUCUCCCCCAUGAUGCUUCUUCACGGCGAGCAAUUCCUUGAGAUCCGCAAGUUCCCGAUCCCUACCGAGGCCAAGCUUGUCUCCUAUCCCAAGCUCAUCGAAGUCGUUGACAAGGGCGCUGCUGCCGUUGUAGUCUACGGUACCACAACGAAGGACGCUAACACUGGCGAAGACAUCUUCUAUAACGAGUCGAGUGUUUUCAUCCGUGGUUCAGGCAACUUUGGCGGUCCUAAGAAGGGCAACGAUCGUGGGCCCGCCACAACCGUACACAAGGCCCCUCAACGAGCCCCUGACGCUGUUGUUGAGGAAAAGACCACCGAGGAGCAGGCAGCUGUCUACCGUCUCUCAGGCGAUCGCAACCCUCUUCACAUUGACCCUGAAUUCUCCAAGGUCGGUGGCUUCAAGGUUCCUAUUCUUCAUGGUCUUUGCUUCUUCGGAAUUUCCGGAAAGCAUGUUUUGCAAACAUUUGGCCCGUACAAGAACAUCAAGGUCCGAUUCGCUGGCACCGUUCUCCCUGGCCAGACUCUUGUGACUGAGAUGUGGAAGGUCAACAACACUGUUGUCUUCCAGUCCAAGGUUAAGGAGACUGGAAAAUUGGCAAUCAGCGGUGCUGGCGCAGAGCUCCUCGGCGGUGGUAGCAAGUUGUAGAGGGUGACGCGGUUUUGGAGCUUCGAAACAUCGAAGGAUGAAUAAAAUGGUGCUAGUUGUUGCUAUAUCGGCCAUGUAUAUGUACAUUUUUGUGUAAAGCGUUUUACAAAUAUUUAUAUCCAGUUAU
Messenger RNA from Aaosphaeria arxii CBS 175.79, 3134 nucleotides. RefSeq names its product multifunctional beta-oxidation protein-like protein. Gene Ontology annotation, molecular function: oxidoreductase activity. The transcript has 4 exons. The record is from RefSeq and is a predicted model, not a curated record. NCBI's taxonomy places the organism in Eukaryota, Fungi, Ascomycota, Dothideomycetes, Pleosporales. The coding region runs from base 302 to 3007 and encodes 901 amino acids.